AUAUUUUUGUCAACCAUAUCAAAUAAGAUUAAGAGUUUCAUGCCAAAGUCAAACUUCCGAAUAUGCUUUAAAUGGGAAUAUCAUAUUUGCAUAUGAAUAAAUAAGUAGCUUUUUAUCCAACCAGAUCCAGUGGGGUUUUAAUAGUUUUUAUAAAAAUUAAUCUCUUAUAUAUUGCGUAUAAUUUUCUGAUAAAUAUACCUACAAUUUCCAGAGCUUUGACCAAAAACACCGUCCGUAUUUCUACGUUAGAGAGACAAAGCAAGGCGGAGAUUGAACGUUGUAACGCGGCGGAAGACAGCGGAGGAUGGGCGAUCUACUCGAUUGGAUUAUCUCUUUCUUAUUCCUCGCAACGCUUAUAAUCAUCGUUAUUUAUCAGCUGACAUGUUUGGCAGAUUUAGAGUUCGAUCGCAUAAACCCUUACGAUGUAUCUAGCAGAAUAAACCGAAUGGUUCUACCGGAAUUUGGUUUACAAGGACUUCUUUGCUUAUACUAUAUCCUAACCGGACAUUGGUUCAUGGCGGUUUUGUCUCUUCCCCACCUUUUCUACAACAUUAGACUAUACAUGAAGAGGGAACAUUUGGCAGACGUAACAGAGUUAUACAACACAAAUAAAUGGGAGCAAAAGAAACGAGUGUACAAGAUUGGUCAUAUAGCUCUCUCCAUUUUUAUCACAACCUAUUGGUUGAUCCACUCGGCAUUAGGAGACAUCUAAGGUUGGAGAAACCACCGGACUACAUCAAUUUAUUUUACAUUUUAAGAUCGAAUUCCUAAUGGAUUUUGGUGACUACGAAGAUGUUUAUGUAGUUCUUCAUUUUUCUGUUUCAGCAUUUUUGUUAUGGGCUAUAUUCAGAAACGUUAUAUUUUCUUAUUUUUUUGAGUACAAAUUUAAUGCACAUCAAUGAAAGAUUACUUUUUCACAAACUUGCUGUGUAGUGAGUAUCCCUGUAUAUCGUUAUGGUAGCUAGCUUGUG
This is a messenger RNA of Arabidopsis thaliana (thale cress), 971 nucleotides long. RefSeq names its product Cornichon family protein. The record is from RefSeq and is marked reviewed. The coding region runs from base 305 to 712 and encodes 135 amino acids. Lineage: Eukaryota; Viridiplantae; Streptophyta; Magnoliopsida; Brassicales; Brassicaceae. Gene Ontology annotation, biological process: vesicle-mediated transport. The transcript is spliced from 4 exons. Gene Ontology annotation, cellular component: membrane.